Mustela erminea (ermine) is the source of this 943-nucleotide messenger RNA. Its product is annotated as translation initiation factor IF-2-like. The coding region runs from base 263 to 907 and encodes 214 amino acids. The transcript is spliced from 2 exons. The record is from RefSeq and is a predicted model, not a curated record. NCBI's taxonomy places the organism in Eukaryota, Metazoa, Chordata, Mammalia, Carnivora, Mustelidae.
GCCCUGGCGGCACCGGCUCCGCGGGCCCGGGGCGGCAAGUGGCCUGCGGCCGGCCGGAGGAGGCGGGACGGCGGCGGCACGCCCCUGGGCGGGGGCGGCGCCGGGGCGGGCCCGGGGUGGAGUCCGCCCCGCCGGCGGCGAUGGGCAGCGGGACACCGGGCCAAGCUGUGGCCGGAGAGCGUCCUUCCCUCGGGCCCGGCUCUCCGCGAGCGGGACGCCACAGCAAAAUGGCGGCCGCGAGCGCGAGGCUGCACCCAGCGAAAUGGCGGGAGUGCCGGGUUCCCGGAUGGAGUGGCGCAGGGCGUGCGCGGGGCGCAUGCGCGCGGCGGUGGGCGGGGCCACGAUGCGUGGCCAGGGCCGCCGCUCCCGGUUUCCCGUUGGAGUCGCGCGAAGGCCGCGCAGGCCCGGCGCCCUCCCAGUUCCCGAACUAGGGUCCGAGAGACGCGGCCCGCCGCGCGUUCGGGCCGGUGUUUCCGGCGCUGCUCGGCGGGGUUUCUCCCAGCCGGGAAAGAGUCGGCCCAAGCGGGCCGCAGCCCCACACGUCAGGCUCCACGUGGGAGGCCCCCGCCCCCCGCCCCCCGCGCCCGGCCCCCGGCCCUCACGGGGCCCCACAGUGGACCAAGCACGUUGCCCCUCCCCAGCCCAUGGCCCUGCUCACGGAGGGGAAGCCCGGGCGGCGCGCCGCCGCUCACGCCGUCCAGAGGUGUCCCGCCGUAGCCGUCCCUGGGGCCCAGCGCCGGCCCGCGGGGAGCCCGCAGCCCGGAGGGGGGGCGGGGCUGGGCGCAGAGCAGGCGCGGGUCGCCGUGAACCCAGCGGUCCCGGCGUGCCCCGGAGGCGGGCGCGCAGGGUCGCGGCCUUCCUCCCCCACGCCACGGGCGUUCGCGCGAAGUGGGCUGGGGGCCCGUGACGCGCCCCGGCGGCCCCGGGGUCUCAACCGCGUUUG